This is a messenger RNA of Arachis duranensis, 4077 nucleotides long. RefSeq lists its product as uncharacterized. NCBI's taxonomy places the organism in Eukaryota, Viridiplantae, Streptophyta, Magnoliopsida, Fabales, Fabaceae. The record is from RefSeq and is a predicted model, not a curated record.
CACUACCCGGAAAACGGCUUUCACGCUUUCACACCUUCACCAUCGUAUUCACUUCUUCCUUCCUUCCUUCCCUCUCUUCGCAAAAGAAACAGCAUAUGACCUGAGCUGAGAGAAUAAUACCCAAAAAAAAUAAAAAAAAUCACACUUUCACUCACAUAUUCUCCUCCUCCAAAACCUCAAAUCUCAAAUUUCUUAAAAUCUUAUACUUCCACUCCAAUCCCUCCAAUUCCCCCAAUACGUCACCGUUUCGAGAUUUAGGUUUUUAACCUUUUCGCACUUUUGGAUCGAAACGGCAUCGUAGCAGACUGCAUCUGCGGCGUAACCUUCGACGACGGCGAGGAGAUGGUCAAGUGCGACGAGUGCGGCGUCUGGGUCCACACCCGCUGCUCUCGCUACGUCAAGGGAGACGACACUUUCUCCUGCGACAAGUGCAAGUCCAAAACUGCAGCCAACACCGCUAACGCCACCCCAAACCACCACAUUAACCACCAAAUCGACACCGUCGUUAACGGAACGGAAGAGACCGAGGUAGCUCAAUUUCUGAUUGAGCUCCCAACGAAGACAAUCUCCAUGGAGAACGGCAACAUCAACAAUAAUCAUAACAAUAACAAUGAUAACGGUUCUUUAUCUCGCAGGCCAUUUAAGCUUUGGACUGAUAUUCCCAUGGAGGAGAGGGUUCAUGUUCAGGGUGUACCCGGUGGGGACCCUGCGCUCUUUGGUGGGUCCGGGUUGUCUUCGAUUUUCGGGCCACAGCUUUGGAAGUGCACUGGUUAUGUUCCCAAGAAGUUCAAUUUUAGGUAUAGGGAGUUCCCUAAUUGGAACGAUGAGGAUGAUGAUGGGGGAAAGGGUGCUGGGGUUUUGUUUUCCUUCUCUAAGGAGACUGCUGCUGCUGCAGCUGCCGCCACUGCUACCACGGUGGUGGCUAGGCCGCCAGUUGGGGGCGCUUUGGCGGAUAUGAAAGGUGUUGGUGAGGAGCGGAAGGGGGGAUUGAAGGAUGGGGAGAAGGUGCCUAGUGGGGUGAAGAAGGAGAGGAGCUUGCUGAGGCCGUUUGUUGUUCAUAGCAGUAAGCAGCAGCGCAAGAAGGAGGAGGUUGGCAGUUCCAAUUCGAGAGAUCGGAGUGGGAAGAAGCGGGUUAGGAGUUCUUCUGAGAAAGAGAUUGAUCCCAAGAGGAGGAGCAGUUCGCAUUCCUCUAAAUCAGCGUUUACACCCACCAGUGAUGCAAAACCAUUGGAAUUUUAUGAAGACAGAGGUCUAAAGGUUUCCAAGGAUGACACUCGAAGUAUGAAGAAUAAGAACUCGAAAGAUAUAGUGGUUCAGGAGCAUAUUUCUAAUGAUUGUUUUGCUGCGGGUACCAUCAUGGAGGAACCAACUAACAACAUGGCAACUACUGAGGAUUCUUCAGAACCAUUAUAUGCUGACACAGCAAGGCAUAAUUUUUCUAUUGGAGAUGUGUUACCAGAAGAGAAGGCUGGCAAUAGAGGUCCUAGUUUGGUUGAGAUGCCCUCGAAGCCUGAUGAUGCUGUUACAUCUGUUUUAAAGCAUAAUGGUGUUGCAAAUGCUUCGAGUAAAGGAAAGGAUGGAGAUUGCUUGGCAGUUGAUAGUCCAGAUAAUUAUUUAGCAGUAAGAAGCUCUAUUGCUCCCCAUGGAGGAGGUCCUUGUGGUUCUGCACCAGAAAAUAUAGAUAAACAAGUUUCUCAAGAAAUUGACUGUAAGCUGUGGCCUACCUCUGCAAAAUGUGAUAAGAGAGAAGAUGGUGAUAAGGAUAAUUGUAGGAAGCUCUCUAACGUUCAUUCUUCUCCUGUCAAUGAUGCAAAAGAUAACGAAAAAUCAUCAGACAACAUAUAUGAUAUUGUUAAAGUGAAUGAUGCUGUGAUUACCAGUUUACCAUCAUGUGUAACGAAGUUGUCAGAUGUUGAUAGGUUGUCGAUAGUUGUCACUGAUGAUCAUACCAGUAAACCUGAGGAAUUGUCUGGUAUUUGUAACAGAAAACAACCGGUGGGAUCUGAAGGUUCCAUAGAAACACAGAAGAGUAUUUCAGAAACAAAAGAUGGCUCAGAAUCUAUGAAGGAUCCACAUAAAAUGUCAGCAUGUCUUGGAAAGUCAUCUGCAUCUCCAACGUCGUCAACCAUUAAUGCCAAAUCUUUAGCUCACGACUUAAAAUCUGAAGAUAUUGAAAGCCCUAAUCCUUUUACAAAGCAAGCAGUGAUGUUGGAUAGUAAUAUUCACUUAAAGAAGGAAAGUAGCCCAAGUGAUGCUGUGAGGGAUGAAAUCUCUAGGAAGUCAGUAAGAGAACGGCCAAAAUCCUCUUUGAAUGCCAAUUCAAAGGGAUUGCAUUCAAGCCGAAGUACACAAAAUUCCGUUUCAAAGCAAGUAAAUUCAGAUGCGAGAGAUUCUGUUCAUACUUCAUUGUCUAAAGCAUCUUUGGCACAUCAGACUGUAAGUAUUUUGGGCUCUAGUGAGACUAAUGCGUCGUUGCAACAUCAGAAGGCGUUACAAGUGCAAAGCAAAGGUUCAUCUUCAGUGCCACCAAAAGCUGAAAAGAUUAACCAUACCAAUAUGAAUACUUCCUCUAAUAAGUUGAAUCAAAAUCAUGGACCAUCAGUUAAUCCUUCUUCAACAUCAAAUAAUUCAAUGCUGAGUGAUGAAGAGCUUGCCUUGCUGUUGCAUCAAGAACUGAAUAGUUCACCCCGUGUACCUCGUGUGCCCCGAGCACGCCAUGCAGGUAGCUUGCCACACUUGACUUCUGCUAGUUCUACAAGCAUGUUAAUAAAGCGAACAUCAUCAGUUGGAGCAAAGGAUCAUUGUUUGGUUUCUAGACGGAAGUACAAAGAUUCAUCUCGAGAAGGGCUUUCCAGUUCUCGUGAACUUGAAGAGGAAACAAAAAGGAUAGAAAAGGAGAAGGUUCCAUCCUCUGAUCAGAGGAAGCAAGAUAUAGUACUUGCAGAAGAUGCUUCCGAGAAGGAAGAAGGUUGUGGAUCUUUGACAGCUGGGAACUCUUGCACAAAUAAUGCUUCUACCACUUCUGCCAUUGCAAAGAGUAGCCCGUCCUCCCCUCCCAAUGAUCAAAAUUUUCCAUCUAUGCGUAACUCUCCUAGGAAUAUAUCUGAUGAUGAUACAGCAUCUGCUGGAAGGCCAGUUCACCGGACCUUACCUGGCUUAAUCAAUGAUAUUAUGAGCAAAGGCAGGCGCAUGACAUAUGAGGAACUCUGUAAUGCUGUUUUACCGCACUGGCAUAACUUAAGGAAGCAUAAUGGAGAGCGUUAUGCAUACUCAAGUCACUCUCAAGCUGUCCUUGAUUGUUUGAGGAACCGACAUGAAUGGGCAAGGUUGGUUGAUCGUGGUCCAAAGACAAAUUCUAACAGAAAAAGGCGUAAACUGGAUGCUGAAGAAUCCGAUGAUAAUGGAUAUGGCAAGGGAAGAACCACAAAAGAAGCCGAUGGGAAGAACUUCAAGUUGCAAAAAGAAGACUUCCCUAAAGGCAAGCGCAAAGCUAGAAAACGCAGGCGCCUUGCUCUUCAGGGAAGAGCUGUGAAGGAUGUCAGGAGGAGACAAAAAGCUGACUCGUUAAGUGAUGAAGAUACUGCUGGAUUCUCCAAUUCUAGUGAAGAUAGCAUGUUUAGUGAGGAUGAAGUUGGUGGAAUAGGUCCAACAGGAAGUACUUCAGAUGAGGCAGAAAGUGCCUAAUAUCAAGUGGCCAAAUAUCUCCAAUGAGUUGAUCCAGUUGUAAUAUCACCUUGUAUCAGAAGUGUAAAUAUUUCCUGUAGAAUUGUGUUGCAUGCAUGAGGUAGAACUGAGUAGGUUAUGCAGAAUUUGUAAGUCAGAUAGGAAGCAAGAAAGAAUGUAGAAUUGGAUUUCGUUAGGAAUAGUUGUUUAGAAGCAACCCUUAGUGCAAUAAUCUAGUGUUCGUAAUCUCAGUUCUACCAAGGGACAAGUACUUUUUAGCAAACUGUAGGAGCUUGGCGAAGGAAAAUGUAUAGAGUAACAACUGACCGCAGCUGUUAAUCAUUUGUUUGUGUAAUAUGGCUUUUAGCUUGUUGCUAAUUAGAAAAUUAAUGACCUAGAAUCUUGACAAAUUCA